Messenger RNA from Anopheles merus, 2585 nucleotides. It is a transcript of the gene Pdi, whose product is annotated as protein disulfide-isomerase. The record is from RefSeq and is a predicted model, not a curated record. Gene Ontology annotation, biological process: protein folding; response to endoplasmic reticulum stress. Bases 162 to 1637 code for a protein of 491 amino acids. Gene Ontology annotation, cellular component: endoplasmic reticulum. Gene Ontology annotation, molecular function: protein disulfide isomerase activity. NCBI's taxonomy places the organism in Eukaryota, Metazoa, Arthropoda, Insecta, Diptera, Culicidae. The transcript has 4 exons.
UGCAGCCAUCCGUCGGUUUGUGGCCACGUCAGAGGAUAAAAAAAUAUACAAUUGUUCGUUUUUUCGUGAAUUCAAGUGAUCCAGUGAGCUUUUCCUGUGUUCCCUGUCCCUUGAAUCAACGAAAGGUGCAUUUUCCAGUUUUCCUACCCCAUCGAGUAAAAAUGAGAUUGCUGUCGGCAUUCGGGCUGGUGCUUGCAUUCGCCACCGUGGCGCUUGCAGCGGAAGAGGUCAAGACGGAAGAUGGAGUGCUGGUACUGACUAAGGACAAUUUCGAUUCGGUCAUCGCCGACAACGAAUUUGUGCUCGUGGAAUUCUACGCUCCAUGGUGCGGACAUUGCAAGGCUCUGGCUCCCGAAUACGCUAAAGCUGCCAAGGUGCUCGCGGACAAGGAAUCAAACAUCAAACUUGCCAAAGUGGACGCCACGGUUGAGCCGGAACUUGCUGAGAAGUAUGGAAUUCGUGGAUACCCCACUCUGAAAUUUUUCCGCAGUGGAUCCCAGGUCGAUUAUACUGGUGGACGCGAACAAGACACGAUUGUAUCGUGGCUGGAGAAGAAGACUGGCCCGGCCGCGAAGGAGCUCGAAACUGUUGAGGCAGCUGAAGAAUUCCUGAAGGAAAAUAAUGUAGCUGUGGUUGGUUUCUUCAAGGAUCGUGAUUCAAAGGAAGCCAAGGCAUUCAUGUCCACGGCGGUCGCUGUUGACGACUAUCCGUUCGGUGUGACCAGCAGUGAGGAAGUGUACGCCAAGUACGAAGCCAAGUGUGGCUCUGUGAUCCUGUUUAAACAUUUCGACGAAGGAAAGGCUGUAUUUGAAGGAGAAGCUACUGAGGAGGCUCUGAAGAAGUUUGUCACCGCUCAGGCCCUGCCUUUGAUUGUUGACUUUAGCCAUGAAACGGCCCAAAAGAUCUUCGGUGGAGAAAUCAAGAGCCACCUUCUGUUCUUCAUCUCGAAGGAGGCUGGACACCUCAAGGAAUUCGUCGAACCGGCCAAGGAAGUUGCAAAGAAGUUCCGUGAACAAAUCUUGUUCGUUACUAUCGAUGCCGAUCAGGAGGACCAUACCCGCAUCCUAGAAUUCUUCGGCAUGAAGAAAGACGAAGUCCCUUCGCUCCGCAUCAUUCGCUUGGAGGAAGACAUGGCCAAGUACAAGCCCGAAACGAAUGACCUAUCAGCAGACAAGAUUCUUGAGUUUGUGCAGUCGUUCUUGGAUGGCAAGGUGAAGCAGCACCUGCUGUCACAGGACUUGCCCGAAGAUUGGGACAAAGAGCCAGUGAAGGUGCUUGUUGCCACCAAAUUUGAUGAGGUUGCGUUCGAUAAAACCAAGGACGUGUUGGUAGAAUUCUACGCUCCGUGGUGCGGCCACUGCAAACAGCUGGUGCCGAUCUAUGACAAGCUCGGAGAGAAAUACAAGGACAGUGACAGUGUAGUCAUUGCUAAGAUUGACGCAACUGCAAACGAGUUGGAGCAUACUAAGAUUUCUUCCUUCCCAACUAUUUACCUGUACCGAAAGGGCGACAACGAGAAGGUGGAGUUUAAGGGCGAGCGUACGCUGGAGGGUUUCGUUAAAUUCCUGGAAGGCGAAAAGGAUGAGCAACCAGAAGAAGAGGAAAAGGAAGAUAAACCGACAAAGGACGAGCUAUAAGCGUGAGAAGAGCGGGCUUUUAAACAACACGAUCGUCAACAGUGUCUGCCCUAGAUCGUUAAAUCUGCGGGGAAGGAAAAGCAACAAAGUGAAUUAAUACCAUAACAAACUACAAAAAUAUUCUAAGUCCAAAUCACCAUCAAAACAAUACAGUAAUGUUUCAGUUUCAUAGGUUUUCAAGCGUUAUCGACUAGAAACAUCAUGUAACGAACGCCCGUGAAGCCUAAAAAAAUCAUAAGUGAAGCAACAUAAAAAUUCAAAAGAAUAGAAGAGAUAGCUUAUGCAUAAUAGUAAUAUAAAACAUCGCAAAGAGACUGUAAUAUACUAUAUUUUAUGAAGGAAACUGUAAUAUGUUAGAUGAAGCGAUAUAGAUAAAUUACACAAAACGUCUGAACAUCUGAUAGGCCCGCUAUUCAAGAUCUCUACAUUUUUGCAAUAGUUAUGUUUGCAUUCAUUCGUUUUCGCGACCUUCCCUACUAUCGCUCUUUCUUCCUUAGUUAAUUUGAAAGCUUAACAAAAUAAGAGGUAAGCUCCACAAGAGUAAUUAACACUGAAGCGCUGCCGAAAAAAUCGAGCAAAUUGGUUAUCCAUCAGUAGGGGAAGAUCGGACUACUAGGACAGAAGCAACAAACACAGUAUGAUGGUGUAUGAAUUCCAUGUUAAAACGAAAAUUCCAAAACUAUGGAGAAACAGGUAGUGACUAAACCAGACAAAAAAUUGCAUUUGAUAAGAUUCUUCGUUAAGAACAUGCCGAGAAGAAUGUUAUAUUAACAUUAGGAUAUACAUCUCCGUCGAUUUUCUACGAUGGACGAAAGGCAGAAGAAUUCUUCCUUCACACAACAAAGAUACAGAGUCCACAUACACACACAUUCACAGACACAAACACCAACGACAAACCAUGUAAUAACACUCGAGGCAUUAAAAUGAAAACUUAACAAAACUGAAAAA